UGUAUGCAAAACGCAUAGCUGAUUGGCUGAAGCUCUUUAUAUAAGCAUGUACUGUAGAUUUGUUAUCCAUUUUGAACUUGAACCCCCAGGCAUCGUCCCGUCUGACCACCGAGAGCGCGCGCGGUCGGGAGCGCGCGCGGAGUCAUGCAUGAGCGCUGCAGUUUUCUUUGAAGUUCAGGGGGAAAGAUGGCGAUGUGCGCGACGCUCACGCGCUUUUCCUGCAACUUUUCACUGGUUUUGCCCACUCUGUCUAGAACCGUAGGGUGCCAGAUACUAACAAGGACGAACAGAUCUACUUCACGGACUUUCUGCACGACGUCCUGGCUUUCACAAGCUCUCAGGUUUACAGACAAACACGAGUGGGUACGAGCAGACGGAAACAUCGGGACAGUCGGCGUCAGCGCUUACGCCCAGGAAGCAUUGGGUGAUAUCGUGUACUGCGGACUGCCGGAGGUCGGAACGAAGCUCCAACCAAUGGAGGAAUUUGGCGUGUUAGAAAGCGUGAAGGCCGCUAGCGAGCUGUACUCGCCUCUGACUGGAGAAGUCACUGAAAUCAACACAGAACUGACGGAGAACCCCGGACUCGUCAACUCGUCCUGCUACGAGCGUGGAUGGUUGAUUAAGAUGAUGAUAGAAAACCCUGCAGAGCUGGAAGCCCUUAUGGAUGAAGCUGCCUAUGAAAAAUACGUCAAGUCCCUGGAGUAGUUCCGUUGAUUUACACGUUAAAUCUGCUUUCUCUUUCUCUUUCUGUAUCAAAUAUAAACUGAUUCUAGUGCUUAAAAACCCACUGCAAAUUCUUAUGAUGCUAGCGAUUGGACUUCGUUACUUGUGCGAGUGUAAUGAGGAUUUAAAACACAUCUGUAGGUUUGAAAGAGCUCUGAGCUACAGGACCUGCAGUCCAGUUUUAGGUACUUUAGAAUAAAUUCGGAACAUUGGCGCUUUAGUCUUGGUAACGGUAUAAAACUGCAAGUUUCAUGUCCCGAGAAUGAUUUCUUAAAUAAUUGACUUUCAUGGAAGGACUCCAGUCAGGACACCUUAAAGCUUAAUGUGUAACUCGGUGCUUUUAUAUUUAGAUAAGUGGGAUUAUUGUCUGGAUAAUAGACAUGUAGAAGUGUCGAGUUUCUAGCUCACAGUUUUAACACAUUAAGCUAAGUUCAGAUGUUUGAGAGAGCUGAAAACGGAUAACUGUGUUAUUUUCCUGUUUCGGUAUUUAUUCACAGACUAAGUCUGUGAGAGAUUUGGUGUCGCUGUUUUGGUGGUCGUUUUGGUAAACUAAGCCACGUUAAGACUUAUUUCCACAUUACAGAACGUCCCCAUCAUUAACACGUGAACAAGCUGCGCAUCUGAAAGUAAAACACACCCGUACACGUGACAUUUUUGUUCCCACGGGAUCCCAGGAUUACUCCUUUAGUCACUAGGCGUUCAGAGAACUGAGGAUAAAGUGCACUAACGGGAAUCGUCCGAGUUCGUUACGACAGUCAGUUACAGGAGAGAUCAGAGCGUGUGCGAUGUUGGUCAGUGAUAAUUACGAUAAUAAGUGAUGCAUAUCUUUUCAAUUAGUGCUUGAUGCAAUGUGGGUUCCCCCCCCCCCCUGCAUGUUUAAUAGCAGCUUGCAAAGACUCGUUUUUGUCCCGUUCUGUAGCAAGAGACACCAGUCACUUAUCUGACAUUAAACCAGGACAGGAAACACACAACGUAAACACCUUGAUCUUUGAGCUUAGAUUAAGAUACUGAUAGGUUGCGGUGUGGGGAUUAUUAAUGAUUAAUGAACUGCUGAUCAUAGUCUCUGUGGCACGUGAAGAACAUCUCUGAGCAUUUUCUAAUGAUUCAGGCAUUUGAGCUGAAAUUUCAUGUCGAGCAAUUAACACCAGUGGAUAUAUACGUAGUCAUGGGGUAGAAAAUCAAGUACAGAGCUUAGGCUUAUACUUGAAUGAAAGUUUAAAAAAAGAGUCCUCACUUAAAUGUACUCAAAGUAUUUUACAAAUAAAUUAAAAGUGCCUUUUUUAAACAUGGUUUCAAUUGCAAAUUAGCAACUUGACUGUCUCCAUGACGAUUAUCCCCAGAACACAUUACAAAACAAUCCUGAAGCGAUCAGCGUGUGACUGGAGGCUUGCACGGCUCGGUGUGGAUCGUCUACUCAGUCAUCUCUGGGUGUUUCUCUGUCUUUGUCUAUGUAUUUUCCAUCUUAAUGUAUGUUGUGGUGUGAGAUGUUUCAGUUUUUCAGUAAAAGGUCGCAGGUUAUCCGUGGGUCUGUAAGCUCCAAAAGAUUAAAUCAUGUUUUCUGUGAUUCAGUCCAUAUGGUUUGCUUUUCUGUCAUUAAUAUUAGGUUAAUAAUAAAUGUCAAAUAAAACAUGAACUCUGCACUACCUUUAUUAUCCUUAGGCCAAGCGUUAUUCAUGUGAACUCGAACUGCUUCCUCUGUAGAAACUUGUAUUUGUGGUUUGUGAUUUGCGUGUUUAUCAGGAUGAACCAAUACUCCUAACACGAACCCAAAUGUUAAUCUGUUUGGCUAAGUUUAACACUUUUGGUGAAGUGUUUGCCAAGGCAAAUGACUAGUCUAUAAACACCUGUAACCUUGCCAGCAUUUCAGAAUACAGUUUCAUAUUUUGAAUUCACAUUAAUAAAAUAAAAUAAAAACCUCA
Molecule: messenger RNA, 2642 nt
Organism: Ictalurus furcatus (blue catfish)
Lineage: Eukaryota; Metazoa; Chordata; Actinopteri; Siluriformes; Ictaluridae
Gene: gcshb
Product: glycine cleavage system protein H (aminomethyl carrier), b
Exons: 5
Coding region: 187-705 (172 amino acids)
Biological process (GO): glycine decarboxylation via glycine cleavage system; protein lipoylation
Cellular component (GO): cytoplasm; mitochondrion; glycine cleavage complex
Source: RefSeq, a predicted model, not a curated record